Molecule: messenger RNA, 123 nt
Organism: Ambispora leptoticha
Lineage: Eukaryota; Fungi; Glomeromycota; Glomeromycetes; Archaeosporales; Ambisporaceae
Source: the annotation of a GenBank genome assembly
AUACUAAUUGAUGAUAAUGUUGAGCUAACUGAUGAUGAUAUUAUUGCAAGUAUCUGGUUAUCAAAAACUAAAGAUGAGUAUGAUCCUGAUAAGAAAGAACUUUCUAGUAUUUUACCAAUUAAG